Messenger RNA from Cicer arietinum (chickpea), 741 nucleotides. RefSeq lists its product as uncharacterized. NCBI's taxonomy places the organism in Eukaryota, Viridiplantae, Streptophyta, Magnoliopsida, Fabales, Fabaceae. The record is from RefSeq and is a predicted model, not a curated record.
AUGAGAUUUAUUUUAUUUCACCUUACAACUUUCAAUCUCUCUCCUUCUAUGUCUCAACCUCGUCUUCUCCGUUUCUCCUCCAAAGCCAACCAUUCCUCCAAUAACUCCGAUGACGAUUCUUUCGAGUUCUUCCCUUGGUCCGAUUCCGACAGCGAAUUUCAAUGGCUUCCUGAGGAUAGAGUUACAUUGUUCACUACUGAUGGACUGUUCCAGAUCGGAGGCAAAAUGGUUCCCCGCUGUGUGAGAUCUUCAGAUAAGCAAGGGAAAUCCAAAACUGCUAAAAGAUUUCGAAGGUAUCGAGAGAGUAACUACAUGGACCCCAAUCAAGGCCUUUGUCUGGGUGCACUCUUUGUUAUUGCAGCUACAAAUGUUUUGGGUUGGAGACUUGUGAAUGUUGAAGGUGAGAUUCUAUAAGGUUGUUGAAGUUGCAGGCCAUUUCCCCAAUAUCCACAUCGAACAACCAAAUCAAGUCAGAGCAGAACUAUGGACUGCAUCCAUUGGUAAGCCUUAGACCAAUACAAUUGUGCCCCUUACAAUCAAUUAAUCAAAUGAUAGGGUUGGAUCGAUAUAUAAAGGAAUAUAUGUAAUGUAUAAAUGGUUUUAUGUGAAUAUUGAAACAACAAGUGCUGAUGAACUGUCAGGUAUCCUUGUUAUUUUGACUUUACAUCCCUGAUCUAUAGUUUAACCAUUUUGAUUGAGGUAUUUAUAGACAGAUUGUUAGAGUAUAUUAUCAUUUUAGAA